This is a messenger RNA of Menidia menidia (Atlantic silverside), 1777 nucleotides long. NCBI's taxonomy places the organism in Eukaryota, Metazoa, Chordata, Actinopteri, Atheriniformes, Atherinopsidae. The record is from the annotation of a GenBank genome assembly.
GCAUUCCCAUAUCUGAGCAGAGAGAGACGGGGCUGCCUAACGCAGAUAGCUGCGUGCAUUUAGCCAGCUGAGUAAAUAUGGGAGGAAGUACGGGAGCCAACGAGCAUGGUGUAAUUUGACAGUUAGGUCAGCUUAUUACUUAUGUAUGCCAGACAAUGAGUGUAGUUGGUAGCCCGUGGUGACCCCUCUCUUCAGUUUAGCUAUGGAAGGUGGCGAGUUGGUGAUUAGGCUGCCAGGUCGAUCUGACUCCCCCGUGGGCAACGGGGGUUUGGGUUCUGGCGGCGGGCUUGGCGAGACGCUGGUGCUGCGCCACAAAGAGGUUCACCACUUCUUUUUUGUUCCCUUCAGGGAGCAACCCAUCUACAGCACGAGGGCCCACGUCUUCCAGAUCGACCCCAACACCAAGAAGAACUGGCUGCCCACCAGCAAGCACGCCGUCACCGUCUCCUACUUCUACGACAGCACGCGCAACGUGUACCGCAUCAUCAGCCUGGACGGCACCAAGGCAAUAAUCAACAGCACCAUCAGUCCCAACAUGACGUUCACAAAGACGUCUCAGAAGUUUGGACAGUGGGCAGACAGUCGAGCGAACACCGUCUAUGGACUGGGCUUCUCCACUGAGCACCAUCUGUCAAAGUUUGCAGAGAAGUUUGCCGAGUACAAAGAAGCAGCACGGCUCGCCAAGGAAAAGAGUCAAGAGAAGAUGGAGAUGGCCACAUCUCCUUCUCAGGAGUCUCCAGCAGGAGAGCUGGCAUCACCUCUGACCCCUGUGACUCCGCCCAUGGAAAAUAUCAAUGGCACAGAUGAAAUCUGUGAUACCCCCCCCAACUCAGAGCCUCGUCCAGAGCCAUCACAGAACGCCCUGGCCUUCACACACAGCCCGGCCAUGACAAAACACUGGGAAGCUGAGCUGGAGGCACUGAAAGGGAACAAUGCCAAGUUAACGGCAGCUCUGCUGGAAUCCACAGCCAACGUCAAACAGUGGAAACAGCAACUGGCUGCCUACCAGGAGGAGGCAGAGAGAUUACACAAACGGGUAACAGAGCUUGAGUGCCAAAGCAACCAAACCCCAGUGAUCAAAUCCCAGAAGACAGAGCUCAACCAAACCAUAGAGGAGCUGGAGAACACACUACGGGAUAAAGAAGAGGAAAUGGAAAAAUUGAAAGAAGAACUUGAAAACAUGAACGACUUGAUGGAGCAGAAGGACACCCUCACUCAGAAGCUGGAGGAGACGGAGCUGCGCAGUCGGGUGCUGGAGGAGCAGCUGGCGGGGGCCGAGCAGCGGCUGGAGGAGAACCAGGAAGAGCAGGAGAAUUUUAGAAAGAGCCUGCGGACACUGCUGGAGCUCCUCGACGGCAAGAUCUUUGAGCUGACGGAGCUCAGAGACACCUUGGCUCGGCUCAUAGAGGAGGCCAGCUAGAGACAGAGAUGCCCCACCUUCGCAGACAGAGCCAUACGAUAAUUCACUUACAGCCUCACUGCGAUCCUACCCUCCCUCACGCACCCCUCACUUAUUAAACUGAGACGCUGCACUGCCUCACGAAGGGCAGCUGAUUCCCUGUUUUUACCUUGCAGGCAUUGAGCUCCCAUUAACAGCAAGCACUCCCGUAGUUCAACAUGACGCAGGGACUACCUCAGCUCGCCCUCUGAUUGGCUGGUGUAGUCGUAACCUUAGAUGAACUGAUUGCUCCAUUUGUAGAGAUACCUGCUGAGGCACUACACAACUGCCCCCCUAAACCCCCGCCAACCCCCCCCCCCCCCCACACACACACACACA